AAGAUGUACGAGUACCUACACUAAGUACAUGGGAUUGUUAUGUAAAUGGCUAGGAUUAUAUUGUUUUUUUUUUUUUGUAGGUACGGAAAAUGUUGUAGGUCGUAACGAAAUCAAAUAUUUUAAUGGUUGUUUUGUAAUGUGUCUUAUGUAUAUUAAUUUUAGGUGCUUUUUAUAUAUUUACAUUGGGUUAGUUUUUCGUCACUGUAUCUUUUAUGGUAGAUAUGACUGCUAUUCUUUCAAGAUACUAGUCAAAAGUACUCAUUUUAAAAACAAUACAUUUUUUUUAAUACUGUCGACAAUCAAUUUCAAUAUCAGUAUUUUGAUUAUAUUGCAAGAAAUGCUAUGUAAUCUAAAUUAUAAAUUUUGAUUAUAUUUCUUCUGUUUUUAAAAUAGGUACUAAUGAUUAUUA
This is a messenger RNA of Spodoptera exigua (beet armyworm), 409 nucleotides long. The record is from the annotation of a GenBank genome assembly. NCBI's taxonomy places the organism in Eukaryota, Metazoa, Arthropoda, Insecta, Lepidoptera, Noctuidae.